This is a messenger RNA of Psylliodes chrysocephalus, 1251 nucleotides long. Lineage: Eukaryota; Metazoa; Arthropoda; Insecta; Coleoptera; Chrysomelidae. The record is from the annotation of a GenBank genome assembly.
CUAAUGUUCUUUGUACGUUACAGUCGCGUGACCUUAGAUCAUCAAUGCGGAUCCCACCAUUCUUCGAAUCUCACCCUUGACAUAUAUAAAUUUCCUGUCAUUUCGACACAUUCAUUGUUACGUUAAUCAAAAUUUGUAUUUACAUUUAAUCAUAAUUCAUCCAUUUCAUGUAUUAAAUUCUAGUAAUAAAAUAUAAAUUUUCCUUCAUCUUCAUUCUUGAAAUAAAAUCAAAAAAAUGUGUUCAAGAUGCGUUUGUUCAAGUCAGGAUGACUCUUUUGUUAAAAACCCCCAUCUCUGCGAUUUAAAAGAAGAUCAUUUAUAUCAUUUAUCUUUGAAUACCAAUAUGGAUCUGGAAGAGAUGUUUAGUGACGUUAAAUUCGUAUGCACAGGAGGAACUGCAAAUAGAAUGCGAAGUUUUGCAGAAUAUGUAGCUCAAGAAAUUGGACACCAAUUUCCAACUGGGGUCCAAAUGAAAAAUAUAAGUGCUCCUGCCGAUAGAUAUAGCAUGUAUAAAGUUGGACCUGUACUUAGUGUGAGCCACGGAAUGGGUAAUCCUUCGAUGGGAAUUCUCACCAAUGAACUGAUUAAAUUAAUGUACUACGCUAAAUGUAAGGAUCCGAUAUUCUUCAGGAUUGGAACAUGCGGGAGUAUAGGACAUGAAGGAGGUACAGUUAUUAUUUCUGAUGACUGCUGUGAUGGGUUCCUUAAGACAUCUUACACUAUACCAGUCCUGGGGAAACCUUUUGAAAGGCGUGCUCAACUUGACCAAGGAUUAAUCAUCGAACUCAAAGAUCUAAUAGAUAAAAAUGAUAAUUUUAAAGUUGUCUCUGGAACUACAAUGUGUGCUGAGGAUUUUUACGAAGGUCAAGGACGAUUGGACGGUCCCUUUUGCAAAUUUUCAGAAGAAGAUAAAAUGCAAUUUUUGUACAGACUAAGCGGUAAAGGCAUUAUAAAUAUGGAAAUGGAGUCAACUGCUUUUGCAGCUCUAACUAAAGCUGCGGGAAUCAAAGCAUCAGUUGUAUGCGUCUCACUUAUAAACAGACUAAAAGGAGAUCAGGUAACUACUCCGAAAAAUGUAUUAGAUGAAUGGCAGAAAAGACCUCAAGUGCUUGUAGCAAGAUAUAUUAAGAAAAAUUUAUGCUGUUCAUGUAAAUAGAUUUAACUACACACAAAAAAGGUGACUCACUUUCACAAUCCAUUCCAUUUUAUAUUGUCAUAUUUAAUUUUUCAAAUAAAUUAUUUUAUUACUAA